CCCUAAACCUCGAUGUUAUGCCAAUGGAAUUUCUAGCUCAUUGAAUGCCUGCCUUCAUCACCUACAAUACAAAAAUCAGACAGACAAUGGCUUCGUUAACCUGCACCAAGUUUACACUGCUCGCCGCAGCUGCAAUUCUACUUCAGAUCACCGGUCUCUCGCUCUUCGUCUUUGGAUUCUUCCCCAUUAGACCAGCUCUCUCUGGUGUCAGUGGACCAGAGAGUUUCCGGCCUCCCUCAGCCUCAUGUGAUUCAUUUGAGGAUCAAAAUUUCACAGCUCUGCAUCCUGACCAACUCAAAUCAUUAUACCAGGUAACUUUAGCCACUCAUAGAAUGUCAAAUAUUGUUAUACUUGCUAUUUGCCACACUAACAUCAGCUUUCAAGUGUGUACCCUUUGUUUAGGUUGAAUGGGCGAUAUAUCUUAAUAUACUGUACGUUAACAUAUAUGGGUAUUGGGUCCCUCAUAGCCACCAUAUCAGAAUUUCCAUUUGGGAUUUUCCAUAUUAAUUACAAUAUUUUGGUUCUCCAGUGGGUUUACUGAUCAAGAGGUGAGCAUCCUCGCAAAAUAAAUGGAAGGUCUUAGUUCGUUUCAAGACACCACCCAUGUGUCCUUGGAUACUCAAUUUAAUUCAUGAUGGCUAUGGGACCGGUUAGGUGGGCCCCUUCAACAAGUGACGUUCCAAUUUUGCAGAAUACAAUGUUUUGGUUAUCUACCCUCAUCACAUCUGCAAAUUAUUGAUGAUACACGUUACGUAUAUUUUCUUUGCAUAUAGCUUUAGUAUUGUUGCAGUUUCAAAAGGAAGGGGGGAGUAAUUUUUAUCUGGUCAUGAAAUCCAGGGGCAACAUUGUUAAGUUUAAGUUAGACAUGACAGUUAUGUUACUUAUCAUAUGACAGUUAUGUUAGUUAUCCUAGAAUGGUUGUCGGUUGGUUCAAAGGGUACAACCCUUGACUAACUAUUUAUAUAUUUGUAAUCAUUUGUAUCCGUUGAAUAAUUUACUGUGAAUGAAAAAAAAGUGUUGUGAUUAGUUUACCUUUGUCGAAGUCCCCAACAUUGUGGUAUCAGAGCACAGAAGAUGGCCUCAAUUUCGAACAUUGUUUUACAUCCACAACUUCCCAAAUUGAAUGGGAAGAAUUAUCAUCACUGGAGUAUACAAAUGAGGGUCCUAUUCGAAUCACAAGAGUUGUGGGAUAUCGUAGAGCAAGACUUUGAUGAACCAAAAGAUAUAAAAGAACUCUCGCAAGAACAGGAAGAUGAUUUAAGGGAUUUAAGAAAGAAAGACAAGAAGACUCUCUACACCAUAUAUCUGACUGUGGACGAGAUCAUCUUUGAGAGAAUAUCCUCCACGUUUUCUUCUAAAGAUGCAUGGGAUACACUGUACAUAAUCUAUCAUGGGGAAGACAAGGUAAAGGUUGUGAGACUGCAAACUCUUAGGUGUGAAUUUGAUAGUCUCAAAAUGAAAGAUGCAGAGACGAUAGAGGAGUUCUAUAAUAGGGUAAUCCUAUUAUUAAUCCAACUUAGAUUGAAUGGCGAAGUCAUAGAAGAUAGGAGGGUAAUUGAGAAAAUUCUUAGAAGUUUAACCAGAAAAUUUGAAUAUGUUGUGGUGGCAAUUGAAGAAUCCAAAGACCUUCCAACAUUAUCUCUUGAAAGUUUACUUGGAACAAUCCAGUCUCGUGAACUAAGGAUGAGACAAUUCGAUACCACCCCAUAUGAACAAGCCUUUCAAUUACAAUCUUCAAGCAAUCAAGACAGAAACAGAACCUAUGGAGGGAUUGACAAAGAGAUUUCAAGGGGAAGUACAAAAACAGGCAAGAUAAUCCAGUGCAGUGUUUUCAUUGUCAGAAAUUUGGCCAUAUAGCCAAGUUUUGCAGAAAAAGAAUAGCAGAAGAGAGGGAUAUUAACUUUAUUAAUGUGGAAGAAGAAGGUGAAGCCAUAUUCAUGAUACUUAGUACUCAGGAGACUCCUGUUAACAACAAUUGGUAUGUUGACAGUGGAUGCAGUAACCACAUGUCAGGAAACAAAGAUAUUUUUGUUCAUAUAGAUGAAACUCAAAAAAGAGAAGUGAGGACAGGUGAUGACAGAAAAUUAAACGUAUAUGGAAUAGGAGACAUCCUGGUGGAUACAAAUAAUGGGCAGAAGAAAAUAACAAGUGUGUACUAUGUACCAGGAUUGAAGCAUAACCUGCUUAGUAUAGGACAACUUCUACAGAAAGGUUUUGACUUACACUUUAAAGAUGGAGCAUGUGAAUGGAAGGAUCAUAAUGGAAAGCCCAUGGGAAGAAUAAACAUGACAGGAAACAUAAUGUUUCCUUUAAAUUUUACAGAAGAUACUUUGUUCUCCUUCAAUUUGUCUACAAAAGAUCACUCUAUGCUAUGGCAUCACAGGUUUGGUCACACAAACCUUGGAUAUCUGAGUUAUAUGCAGAGACACAAUCUAGUAAAAAGAAUGCCAAGUUUGAACAAAGUUGAGGACGUAUGUGAAGGUUGCAUAUGGGAAAACAAAGAAGGGAAUCAUUCCCUCAAGAAGGAGCAUGGAGAGCAACAAAGCCUUUGGACUUAAUUCACACAGAUGUCUGUUGACCAAUGAAGACACUAUCUAUUGGUGGAAACAGGUACUUACUUACCUUUAUAGAUGAUUUUAGCAAAAAACUGUAGGUAUACUUCUUAAAGGAGAAAUCAGAGGUCUUUGAAAUCUUCAAAACCUUUAAGGCCUAUGUUGAAAAGCAGAGUGGUCAUAUGAUUAAAACCCUUAGAUCAGAUGGUGGAGGAGAAUACAACUCCACUCACUUCCUCAAUUUUCUGAAAGAAAAUGGGAUCCAUCAUCAGAUGACCAUUAGGUACACACCUCAGCAAAAUAGUGUGGCAAAAAGGUUAAAUAGAACCAUUAUUGAGAAAGCAAGAAGUAUGCUUAAGAGCAAACAUUUAGACAACUCCUUUUGGGCGGAGGCAGUGGCCUGUGCAUGCUACUUGAUGAAUAGAACCACUACAAAAGGCCUUUCUAACAUGACACUGCAAGAAGCUUGGACUGGAUUUAAGCCUACUGUGGGUCAUCUUAGAAUUUUUGGAUGUUUAGCAUACUCACAUAUCCCUGAACAGAAGAGAAGCAAGUUAGAUGAGAAAUCUGAAAAACCAUAUUCAUUGGUUAUAGUAAUAAGUCUAAGGCUUACAAGUUAUACAACCCUAGUACUAAGAAGAUCAUAGUAAGUAGGGAUGUUGUAUUUGAAGAGGGAAAAGAAUGGAAUGACUCAUCAAGUCAUGAAAAUGGUAAGUUAUACAACCUACAGAUUACACCAGUAGAUGAAGGGCAGAAAGAUGUUCAACAGAAUCAAGGUGAUCAGGAUCCUAACAUCCAUUUAAACUCUCCUACAACACCUACAACUCCUCAAACCUCUGGAAGUUCAAACUCUCAAAUAGAUACCAGUGAGAGUCCACCAAGGAGGGGGUAUAGAAGCCUUGUGGAUAUAUAUGGUGACCCAAGAAGCUUAGAUUUCAAUGAAAAUGCAGAUUUUGUCCUUUUUUCUGAUGCUGAUCAAGUAUCAUUUGAAGAAGCUUGGCAUGAUAAGAAGUGGAGGGAUGCUAUGGAUACUGAAAUAGAGGCCAUUACAAGGAAUGACACCUGGGAACUAGUAAAUCUUCCAAGUGGCUGUAAGUCAAUUGGAGUUAAGUGGGUAUACAAGAUUAAACUUAAUGAAAAAGGUGAGAUUGACAAAUUCAAAGAAAGAUUAGUAGUAAAGGGCUACAAGCAGAAACAUGGAAUAGACUACCAACAGAUGGAAGGCCUAAAUCCAGUCCAAUGGAUGUAAUCAGGAUGGAGACAGUAAGAUUAUUGGCUUUGGCAGCACACAACAGAUGGAAGGUACAUCAAAUGGAUGUAAAAUCAGCCUUCCUCAAUGGCUUCUUGGAAGACCGAUGUAUAUAUAGACCAGCCUGAAGGAUAUAUAAAGAAAGGCGAGGAACACAAAGUAUGUCACUUGAAAAAGGCCCUAUACGGAUUGAAGCAAGCCCCAAGGGCUUGGUACAACAGAAUUGAGAAUUACUUCUUGACACAUGGUUUCACAAAAUGCCCUCAAGAACACACUCUCUUCACUCAAAAACAACAAGAUAUGAUUCUGAUGGUUUGCAUAUAUGUUGAUGAUCUGGUAUUUACUGGAAACUCAUAUGAAUUGAUAGAAAAAUUUAAAGAAAGUAUGAAGAAGGAGUUUGAUAUGACAGAUAUGGGUUUCCUCCAUUAUUUCCUGGGAAUUGAAGUAAGACCGAAUGAUGAUGGGAUUAGAAUUCUCCAACAAAGAUAUGCUCAGAAUUUAGUAAACAAGUUCAAUAUAGGAAAGUCAAACCUGCUAUUACUCUAUGGACUUUGGAAUCAAACUUUCAAAAGAUAGCAGGGAAGAAAGUGUGGAUAGUAGUCUGUUUAGAAGCUUAGUUGGCAGCAUCAUGUACUUGACUGCCACAAGACCUGAUUUGGUAUUUUCAGUGUGCAUCUUAAGCAGGUUUAUGGAAUUCCCUAAGGUAAGUCACUGGGAAGCUAGAAAGAGGAUCCUAAGAUAUGUGAAUGGGACUCUAAACCAUGGAAUCUUUUAUUCAAAUACAAGUGAUUUCAAACUCACAGGUUUUAGUGAUAGUGAUUAUGGAGGCAAUCUUGAUGAUGGAAGAAGCACAUGAGGCUAUAUCUUCAAUUUGGGAUCUGGAGCUGUCUCUUGGUAAUCAAAGAAACAAGAUGUAGUAGCUCUAUCUUCUGCUGAGGCAGAGUACAUGUCUCUCUCUGUUGCUGGCUGUCAAGCAAUCUGGUUAAGGGGCAUCUUACAUGAACUGGAACACAUUCAGUUUGGACCUACUACCAUAUUCUGUGACAAUAAAUCUGCCAUUGCUCUGUCUAAGAAUCCAGUGUUCUACGGCAAGAGUAAACACAUCAGAAUUAAAUUUCAUUUUAUCACGGAAUUGGUGUCAAAUGGGGAGAUCGAUUUUCUGUGGGACUAAAGACCAACUUGCAGACUGCUUUACCAAGGCUCUCCAAUUUGGGAAUUUCAACAAUAUGACGCAGAGAUUGAAGGUUCAUACAUGUCUAAUUUAAGGGGGAACUUUCUUCAAUCACACCUUCUUAUGACCGAUUGAUACUAAUGGUUAUUGAUGGUCUUCCAGCAGAAUUUGUUCUUGGAAGAGAUGGCCAGCCUCCAUCAACAGUUUUAAAGGAUGCGAUGCCAUAUACUCAGUCUUUGUUGGCCAAUAGAAUGGCAUUGGGUUACCAUGCUAAGGCUGCACCUCCAACCGUUACACUGCCACGCUUGAAGGCCAUGACUACUGGGUCGAUUGGGGGAUUCUUGGAUGUUUUGUUUAAUUUCAACACUCAAGCUCUUCUGGAAGACAAUAUUAUAGGUCAAUUUUUCAGAAUAGGCUGGAAAAUGGUUAUGCUUGGUGAUGAAACGUGGCUCAAGUUGUUUCCAGGAUUAUUUACAAGGCAUGAUGGAGUUAGUAGUUUUUUUGUUAAAGACACUGUGCAAGUGGAUCAUAAUGUUUCUCGGCAUCUGAGUUAUGAACUUUACAAAAGUGACUGGAAUCUUCUGGUUCUUCAUUAUCUUGGUUUGGAUCAUGUUGGACAUCUUGGCGGGCGCAGUAGCAUCUUGAUGGGACCGAAACUCCAGGAAAUGGAUGAAGUAAUAAAAAUGAUUCACUUGAGUACUAUCCAGACUCAAGAAAGUGGUCAUGGGCGUACUCUCUUGGUAGUAGUUAGUGAUCAUGGUAUGCAAAAUAAUGGUAAUCAUGGGGGAUCUUCAUAUGAAGAAACAGACUCGUUGGCACUUUUUAUCGGCCCAAGAAAUAGUCAUGCAUCAGCAACAGAUGAUACAAUUAAUCAGGUUGACAUUGCUCCAACAUUGGCUCUCCUUUUUGGUGUACCUAUUCCCAAAAACAAUGCUGGCCAUCUGAUCGUUGACUUAUUUCAUCCUAUAGAAGACCACCAGCUACUAAGGGUACUGGAACUGAAUUCGUGGCAGUUGCUAAGGUUACUUCAAGCCCAAUCAACUGAUUCUACUUGUGGAAGUUUUAUAUGUCAAGCUGUUAAGAAGGAUUAUUCAUCUGGCCUCGAUGAAUAUGAAGGUAGUUUGGAGGAGAUAUCUUCUUGCUUAUAUCUCGAUGCUGCUGCUCUCCAUAGGUCUUGGAAGUCCAAGCAUGCUUUAAGGUCUGCUAGCAAUGAUGAUCUUCUGUGCACCGUCUUAGCAUACAGUGAGUUCCUAAGAACAGCAAGCAAGCAGCUGUCACACAGAGCAACAGACAAACCCAUUGGCCUACUUGCCUCAGGGAUUAUGGCAAUGCUUUUAUCAUGUGCCAUGUUGUUGGGCCUACUUUUCAAAUUGGACAAAGAAAUUUACCCAAGGAGAGAGCCUUCGCUCUCAAAUUUACAAAUCUACAAGUUCCAGUUGGCUGAGGUUUUGGCAGUGGUUGUUAUGGUAGUUAUUGUGUUGAGCAUGGGAUCAAGCUCUCUGGUUGAAGAAGAGCAGUAUCUAUGGCAUUUUAUGACCUCAACCUUUUUUCUGGUAUUACUCCGGCAAACAAUACAGUCUACUAAGGGUGGGGAUUUAUCGAAUCUACUUAAUUCAAGCAUGGGGAAUGGCAAUAGAACCUGCAUUCAACUAUGUUCUAUUGCAGUUAUUGUCAUUUCCCUAAGGAUUUUGAGAGGCUGGCAUCAAGGUGGUGUUAACUGGACUCACCUUCCUGACAUUUCAAAGUCACUUGAGAUGGCUGGGAGUAGCUGCAUCAAAUCUUUCCAACUCCUCUCCGUGGUGCUUGUAAUCAGCUUAUGUUUGUAUGCUCUUUCUUCUUUAUGGUCAAAGAGUUAUAUCAUCAUUGUGAUUGAACUAAGCUACUUAUGUGCCGGUUUGCUGGUUCUACAGUAUGUCAUAAAGUAUCAGGGUAGUGGAAUUGCAGCAUCUGAUAAUGAUGCAAGCUUAGCAGCACGGUUGAUUUACGCUUUUCUUGUUAUGUUGACAACAGGAACUGUUAUUGCAUCACCAUGGGUUUUGUCAUUUCAGAACUCUCAUACUGAUUUACAAGAUCUCACUUCCAACUUUCAAAGCAUGGAUCUGUCUUUGUUGAUUAAAGAUUCUUUGUUCCUUAGUGGGACAACAUACAUGUUUGGCUGGUGUCUUCUGCAACUUUUGCUACAACAACCUGUCAAUUUGAUGCCUAUUUCGCUGCUUCUCAUACAAAUACUUGCUACCAUUUAUUAUGCUUCUCAUGGUGGUGCAGAUGUUAAGCAGUGGAUUGAGAUUGCUGCACUGUAUUAUUUGGGAAUGGCCGGCCAUUUCAGUCUUGGAAACACCAACACCCUAGCUACCAUUGAUGUUGCUAGAGCUUUCAUCGGAAUCUCUAGUCACUCAACAGUGCUGAGUGGAUUGAUAAUGUUUGCGAUAACAUAUGCAUCUCCAAUGUUAGCUCUCCUUAGCAUGGUUAUGUCAAUCUCUAUGAAAGAUAUAAACCCUCUUCGGGAAGCAAAUAUGGGACAACUUUUCAAGAUGAUUCUUGGUUUCCCUUGUCUGGUUCCGCUGGCCUUGAAUUCUCUACUUUUGGUUGCAUACACGAUCAUACUGCUGCUAAUGAGGAACCAUCUAUUUAUAUGGACCGUCUUUUCACCAAAGUACAUGUACAUUGUAGUGACGACUGUUUGUGUCCUUGUUGGGGUGCUUAUUGUUGCUUCAACAGUGACUUAUAUCAUUUGCGCAUCAGUUUUCUUGGGGAGACGUCAAUACAAGGAUCAUAAUUCAUGUGUUAAUUCUUGAUCUCUCUAUGAUCUGCUACUCUUACGCACAAAAUGGAAAAAAGAACCUUCAGAAUUUUGCACAAUGAGAGAUGCUUACUUUCGUUAUGGUUUACUUUUUGGAUUAUGUUUUGAAUGUACAACACUCCAAUUAACAAUGAAGGGUUAUGGCAUAGCAUGGCGGUAAGUCGUGAUGUUUCUCAAGACGUGGCUUAAGCCGACAAGUGUGUUUUUACUAACUAGUUUGGGGACGAAAUAUUAUGUGAGAAUAGCAGUGAAGGUGAGAAGCGUAAGAAAAGAUCUGGGUUAUUGAUCAUUUUUAAUCUCCUUCCUACUCUAUGAAUUGUGCUUCUCACGGAAAUGGAUCUAAAACAUCUCAUUAGUGUUGAUCUUCAAUUAUGGUUGAUCAAAUGGUGGAGAUUUCUUCUCACUCUUCUCAUCAUAACUUUCAUUCUCACAGGAAACCAACCCAUAGUUUGGGUACUUGUGCAAUGCGUCGGGAUGUCAAACGUUUUUGUAAAUCAAGGAUAUGAAGUUUAUGUUCAUCAUAAACUCCAAAAUUUAAAAUUAUUUACAAA
Messenger RNA from Cynara cardunculus var. scolymus (artichoke), 8323 nucleotides. Its product is annotated as GPI ethanolamine phosphate transferase 2. Gene Ontology annotation, biological process: GPI anchor biosynthetic process. Bases 5113 to 7767 code for a protein of 884 amino acids. The transcript has 17 exons. Gene Ontology annotation, cellular component: endoplasmic reticulum membrane. The record is from RefSeq and is a predicted model, not a curated record. NCBI's taxonomy places the organism in Eukaryota, Viridiplantae, Streptophyta, Magnoliopsida, Asterales, Asteraceae.